Molecule: messenger RNA, 1014 nt
Organism: Lodderomyces elongisporus
Lineage: Eukaryota; Fungi; Ascomycota; Pichiomycetes; Serinales; Debaryomycetaceae
Gene: VRG4
Product: GDP-mannose transporter
Exons: 1
Coding region: 1-1014 (337 amino acids)
Cellular component (GO): Golgi apparatus
Molecular function (GO): antiporter activity; GDP-fucose transmembrane transporter activity
Source: RefSeq, a predicted model, not a curated record
AUGGAAAAAUCUAGCUCACCACAGUUGGGCAACAGCCACACGUUCGCCAACAGCAUUGUUAACUCAGGCCCAAUUUCAAUCAUUGCAUACUGUUUCUCAUCCAUUUUGAUGACAAUCACCAAUAAGUAUGUUGUUUCAGGUUUAAACUUUAACUUGAAUUUCUUCCUUUUGGCUGUCCAGUCAUUUGUUUGUGUUGCUACUAUUGCAUCCUUGAAGAGUUUAAACGUCAUCACUUAUAGACAGUUUAACAAGGACGAAGCCAAAAAGUGGAUGCCCAUUGUUAUCUUGUUGGUUGGUAUGAUCUACACCGGUUCUAAAGCUUUGCAAUACUUGUCGAUCCCAGUCUACACCAUUUUCAAGAACCUCACCAUCAUCUUGAUUGCUUACGGUGAAGUUCUCUGGUUUGGUGGUAAAGUUACCCCCAUGACCUUGUCUUCUUUCUUGUUGAUGGUUUUCUCCUCGAUCAUUGCUUACUGGGGUGACAAUGCCGAGGUCAAGACCAGCGAUGACCAAUUCACAAUGUACUUGGGUUACUUUUGGAUGAUCAUCAAUUGUUUCUCAUCCGCCUCUUUUGUCUUGAUUAUGAGAAAGAGAAUCAAGUUGACCAACUUUAAGGAUUUCGACACUGUGUUUUACAACAAUUUGUUGUCUGUGCCAAUCUUGUUGAUUCUCACUUUUGGUUUUGAAGACUGGUCUGCUGCAAACUUGGAAAGAAACUUUCCACCAGAAAGCAGAACCGCUGUCAUUGUUGCCAUGGUUUUGAGUGGUGCCUCCACCAUUGCCAUCUCCUACUGUAGUGCUUGGUGUGUCAGAGUUACUUCAUCCACUACAUACUCCAUGGUGGGCGCUUUGAACAAGUUGCCAAUUGCAUUGAGUGGGUUGAUCUUUUUCGAAGCUGCUGUCAACUUUUGGUCAGUUUCUUCCAUCUUUGUCGGUUUUGUUGCAGGUUUAGUAUACUCGGUGGCCAAGCAAAAGCAAGCAAAGGAAGCACAAGUCUUGCCAACCUCGAAAUAA